Messenger RNA from Alternaria atra, 855 nucleotides. RefSeq lists its product as uncharacterized. Lineage: Eukaryota; Fungi; Ascomycota; Dothideomycetes; Pleosporales; Pleosporaceae. The record is from RefSeq and is a predicted model, not a curated record. Bases 1 to 855 code for a protein of 284 amino acids. The transcript has a single exon.
AUGGAUCUGAUAUAUGCCAAUUGUGACUUAAACCUCGCCGUGUCUUGCGCAGCAAAUGCGCAGGAAGGUGCCUUUGUUGAACGAGAUCCAGAAUUUCUACAACCCGCCCAUGUCUAUGUUCCCCUAUCAGUGGAUUUACGUCAUACAGAAGACCGACGCUGGUCUGAUGCAUCAAGCGCCUCAACAUCGAACAGUGAGCAAAGAGCUGUAUCAGACGAGGGACACACUACCAACGAAGACAUGGAUGUCGCUGUACAAUCGCAGUUAGUGACGAUAUUCAUGGGGCAAUACGAUUUCUCAUCGUCUCUCUGGGACCUUCCUCUACAAAAACGGGGAUGGGUAGUUCAGGAAAGAAUCAUGGCUCCGCGUACGAUAUACUUCGGCAAAGACCGCAUCUACUGGGAAUGCAAUGAGAAGCUUUUGAAUGAACAUCUCCCCUGGGGAACUCCAAUGUCUGGCGAACUGUUCGACUACCACUACAAGAAAGAGUUUUCCUUACCAUACGUGGUAGCAAACCCCCCAGUAGCGCCAUUAGCCGAUGGGACCAUUGGGUCGCUGCAUCUGAAUUGGCAUUCGACUGUUCAAGAUUAUAGCGGAACGGAGUUGACUUUUCCGAACAAGGAUAAGCUUGUGGCAAUUGCUGCGCUGGCUACCAGAUACGGUCGAGUUUUCCAAAGCCCGUAUGAAGCCGGACUGUUUCAGUCGGAUCUCCCAAUCGGGCUGUUGUGGACUGAAAAUCUCCCAGAAUUGCGCAGAUCUUGCACAGGAAACGAAUGGACAUACGAACAAGGUUGGCAGGAGCAAGUUCGGCCAGACAGCCGGCGGAAUCCUGAUUUUCGAGCACCUUCCUGGUAA